Molecule: messenger RNA, 3849 nt
Organism: Anopheles bellator
Lineage: Eukaryota; Metazoa; Arthropoda; Insecta; Diptera; Culicidae
Gene: zfh1
Product: zinc finger protein 1
Exons: 9
Coding region: 1-3849 (1282 amino acids)
Biological process (GO): anatomical structure development; regulation of transcription by RNA polymerase II
Molecular function (GO): RNA polymerase II cis-regulatory region sequence-specific DNA binding; DNA-binding transcription factor activity, RNA polymerase II-specific
Source: RefSeq, a predicted model, not a curated record
AUGGUGUCCUGUAGCGUGGCGGUGCCGACGUACUACAAAGCAGCAGAAGAAAGUAUCAUGCCAUCGUCGACCAAGUUUUCAUUGCAAUUUCCUUCCCUGACGUCUGGGCUGCCCAAGGAUAGUGAAACCAAUACACUAGCCGCCGCCGACUGCUGCGUCCAGUGCCCCCAAUGCCACCAGACCGUUCAAGGAAUCGAGAUGCUCAAAGACCACAUACAGCAGCAGCACCACAGUACUGGUAGCGACGUGGACGACGACAGCAGCAGUAACCACCUGGCAGUGCCACGAGCAGAGCCUCACAACGGUGCCAGCUCGGGUGACGCUGGUAGCAGUGAUCCGGAUGCUGAGAACGAUGACGAGGAGGGCGCCGAGGAGGAUGCCGAAGUCGACGAAGACGACGACGUGGACGCAGCCUCCGAAAUAGUCCGGGUCCCAUUCGCGCCGCUCGAGCUGCUGGUGGGGGGCAAGAGCAGCCGGGCGAGUGGAGAUCUCGUCGGCAGUCGGUUACAGGCGAAGUGCAUCAGUUUGCUGCAGCAGCAGCAGGAGCAGCAGCUUCGCCAGGCCAAAGAGCAGCCCACCACCGGCCGGAACCGGAGCCUGGCCAAGGAGGACGAGACCGACCGGGAUGACGAGCAGACAGAGGUAGGAGGGUCGGAAACGACGACACUGACGCCCACGCCGAUCGGCGUCGGUGGCAGUGCGGACCUCCAGCACCCUCCGUACCAUCUGUCGCCGCCCUAUCACCUCCAGCAGACCAAUGGAUCGUACGGCCGCAGCACGCCGGUGAUCAGUCCGGCGCGGAGCGGCAGCAGUAACGCCAGCAGCGCCGCCAGCAGCACCGCCAGCUGCCUGCUGUCCGGUAAGGACCCCGAGAUGAUGUACCUCUGUGCGCAGUGUCCAGCGACGUUCGCGAGUCGCAGUCAGUACGAGAAGCACGAGAUGCAGCACUCCGCCUCGGCCGUCGUGUGCUGCAAGGUGUGCAACAAACCGUUCGCCAACGUGUACCGGCUGCAGCGGCACAUGAUUUCGCACGACGAGUCGACCCUGCUGCGGAAGUUCAAAUGCAACGACUGUGAUAAAGCGUUCAAGUUUAAGCAUCACCUGAAGGAGCACGUGCGUAUCCACUCGGGCGAGAAACCGUUCGUCUGCAGCAACUGCGGCAAGCGCUUCUCGCACUCCGGCUCCUACUCGAGCCACAUGACCUCGAAGAAGUGCAUCAACAUCGGCAUCAAGAUGCACCACCACCACCACCACCACCAGCUCCAGCACAACUACAACAACAACACUAGUAGCAAUAACAAAAACAACACACACUACCCGCACAAGAACAGUAGCAGUAGCAGCAGCAGUAGCAACAACAACAACAAUAGUGGCCUUGCGAUAAACGUCAACUGUGUGGCGAGUGGUGGGAGAAAGUCACAGGCGCUGUCACAGGCGCCGGUCGCUGUCAUCGAUCACCGUACGGCCGCCGGCAGGGCGGCCGUCGCGGCCGCCGCCGCCGCCGCCGCCGCCCUCCACCUCGACCUGGACUGGGCGACGGGCGGGGGGAUGCGGGCGCUCGGAGGGAAACCGGGCCACCUUCCCAUCUCGCCCUCCUCCUCCUCCGCGUCCUCGUCUUCCUCGGCCCCGUCGAACUACGGUGCGAUGAACCUGCUGGCCACACUCGGCAACCCGUUCUACUCGAUGGCGAUGAUCAGCAACCAGACCUACAGCCUGCAGUGUUUGCUUGAGCUGUCGGCGGCUGCCCAGCAGCAGCAGCAGCACCACCACCACCAGCAAACCGCGGCCGACACGAUGGGUUCGCUGAUCUACAAACCCCACGGACAGCUGACAGGCAGCGAAGAGGCAGAGGAGGAAGAGGAGGCACAGGAGCCGGGCGCCGCCCGGGAGCCGGCGGCCAGUGACGCGUGUGCGGUGGCCCUACCGUCCCCCGGCAAGGGCCACGAGGACGAGCUGAUCGUGGACAGCCCCGAGGAGGCCCCCAUGGAGGUUGACGGGGACGGCGAGAAGGUGGAACCGCUCGCGGAAUGUGAUAUGGCCGGUGAAGAUGCGGCCGAGGACGAUAGCUCUGCUGCGGGCGGCGGCGGCCGGGAACAGGAUUCGGGUGCCACCAUCAAACCGGACGAUCCGGACGGGGAGGUCGAAAGGGACGGGAGUUGGCGGUUCGAUCCGCUUCCGACCAAACAGGAACCACCGGACGCUGCCGAUGUGCCGAUGGAUGAUACGGGGCCAGGACACCCCACCGAGCGGCAUCCGUACGGGGGUGGGCAAGGAUCACCGGAACCGGGAGCACCGGUGGCGAUGAAAACGGAACCACUGGAACCGGCGGAGCGGCUACAGUGCGUGUACUGUGGUCACAACUUUUCCAACCAAACCGAGCUGAUGCAACACACGCAGCUGUUCUGCAAGGAGUCGCUCCUGCGGAAUCAGUUCGUGGCGGCGGCUGCGGUAGCGGCGAGUGCCGCCGCCAUGCCCAGCUGCAGUGAAGAUGACACCGACUACGACGGAAGUGGCUGCAGCAGCACCGGCAGCAGCAAGGUUCGCGUCCGGACGGCCAUCUCGGAGGAGCAGCAGAGCGAGCUGAAGCGGUACUACGCGCACAACAGCAAGCCGAGCCGGGACGAGUUUCAGGCCAUCGCCCAGCACGUCAAGAUGGAGGCCCGGGUGGUGCAGGUCUGGUUCCAGAACAAUCGGUCCCGCGAGCGCAAGAUAGGCUCGGCGCUGGGCCCGACCGGCGACCCGGUGGUGGCCGGAGCGGCCCCCAGUUCGCCCCUGCACGCCGACCGUGCCCCGUCGGUGGUGACGGGGCACGAGGCCACCGAUCAGCCGCUCGACCUGUCGCUCAAGAAGGACCUCGCGAUGGCGGAAGGAGCGGCCCUCCUGAGUGCGGCGGCCAGUGACUCGACGGCCACCUCAGGGGCGGUGGGGUCCCUGCCGGCCGUCCUGCUGCAGGCUGCGGGCCAGGCCGACACCAUGUCGGCGCUGAACGAAGCGAUGAACCUCACGAUCAAAACAUCCCACUUGCCGGCCGCGUUCUACUACAACGACAUUCACCCGAUCCACCACAAUGCCAACGCGCCGGCUCCGCUGCAGCUGAGCUUCGACGACAGCCUACGCAAAGCGUCGUCCCCGUCGUCGCACCACCAGCCCCUGCUGUACACGCACCUGGCGGGGCAACCGGGCACAUUCCGGGGGCCGUCGAUAGCGGCCCUCCACCAUCCGGCCGGCCUGCCCGGUCCGCUGGAUCCGAUGUUCCACCAGAUCUCGCCGAAACUAGCUAGCACCGGUGCUAGCGCCGGGAGCGGUACCAGCCUCGCUAGCCUUAGCCCGGUACCGCGGGACGACCUGCACGACGCGGUGGGCGGCGGUGGCGGUGGGUACGAGGUAACCGGCAGCAAGUACUACGGUGCGUUCAGCGAGAAGAAGAUGCUCCAGUCGAUGCUAAACGUGCCGAAGCGUGUGGCCCCACCCUACGUUUGCAGCACCAUCAUGGCGGUGGCGGGCCAGGGGAGUGCUAAGGACAAUCAGCAUCACCAGCACCAGCACCAGCACCAGGCACCGGACGCCGAGGGGCAGUACGUUUGCGAUCAGUGCGAUAAAACGUUCAGCAAGCACAGCUCACUGCAGCGGCACAAGUACGAGCACUCGGGUCAACGGCCGUACAAGUGCGUCGAGUGCCCGAAAGCGUUCAAGCACAAGCACCACCUGACCGAGCACAAGCGGCUGCACAGUGGCGAGAAGCCGUUCCAGUGCUGCAAGUGCCUGAAGCGCUUCUCGCACUCCGGCUCCUACAGCCAGCACAUGAACCACCGCUACUCGUACUGCAAGCCGUACAGGGAUGGCAAAUAA